Molecule: messenger RNA, 861 nt
Organism: Cladophialophora yegresii CBS 114405
Lineage: Eukaryota; Fungi; Ascomycota; Eurotiomycetes; Chaetothyriales; Herpotrichiellaceae
Exons: 3
Coding region: 1-861 (286 amino acids)
Biological process (GO): endoplasmic reticulum tubular network organization; membrane organization
Cellular component (GO): endoplasmic reticulum; membrane
Source: RefSeq, a predicted model, not a curated record
AUGGCUCCCCCGCCUCCGCCUAGUCAGUCCUUGGGCGAACGUCUUACGAAACUCGCUACGACUCUGCAAUUUGCAUGGUUCUGCGGCCACUUCACCCUCCUGCUAUCUGUCCUCCGCUAUGGCCUUUCCUACAUCACUUUCAACUACUAUUCUAGAUGGGCGCAGUUUACAUAUCGCCUGGCUUUCACGUCGGCCGUUGCCACGUAUGGCAUCGUGGUCUUCAAGGCUUAUCGCGCUCGUGUCAAGCCAGGCGCCAAGAUCACUCAAACCGCAGUCACGCUGCUCUCAGAUGAGAAUGUGCAAUAUCUCCUCAUAAGCUUGGUCUGGCUGUUCGCGAGACAAGUCCCCCUAGCUCUGCUCCCAUUCACCGUCUACUCGGUCUUCCACGUGGCGACCUACACUCGCACCAACAUUAUUCCUACACUUCAACCUCCCAAGGCUGCUCCAGGAAGCACCCCUCAGUCUCCUGGAGCUCAGAAGUCUCAGUCCCCACUCGCAAACUCAAUCGGCCGAUUCGUCAAGGAAUAUUAUGAUGCGUCGAUGUUCUUGGUGGCCAUGCUCGAGAUCUUCAAUUGGGUGCGCCUCUUCAUGUCCGCUUUGACCUUCAGCAAAGGGUCUUGGAUCUUAUUGGGUGUCUAUACCGUCUUUCUACGAGCAAGGUUCUCUCAGAGCCAAUUUAUCCAGGGUGCAUUUGGCCAGUUGGCUGCCCGGGUUGACCAGCAGGUCCAGAACCCCAAUGUCCCACCCGCCGUCAGACAGGGCUGGGAGACGCUUAAGAACAUCCUGCGUCAGGGUGUCGAGGCUACCAAUCUGCAGAAGUACUUGGGUGGUGGACAGACAUCUCAGAAGAAGCAGUCGUAG